Molecule: messenger RNA, 636 nt
Organism: Ruditapes philippinarum (Manila clam)
Lineage: Eukaryota; Metazoa; Mollusca; Bivalvia; Venerida; Veneridae
Product: C-type lectin domain family 10 member A-like
Exons: 5
Coding region: 91-555 (154 amino acids)
Molecular function (GO): signaling receptor activity
Source: RefSeq, a predicted model, not a curated record
CCUUUAUCUCUGUGUAUAUGACACCAAUGUUCUUAUCUGUAUUUUAAACGACUGAACUUUGUCUUUUAAAGAUUUUCUUUUGCAUUUAAAAUGUUCAUGUUCAUAAUAUUGAUAUUAUUUUUUCAAACUGUUGCCACAGCCUGUCCAAAUGGAUGGGUGGGUCACAAUGGAUCCUGUUUCCUCUUCAGUCAUGACCGGGAAGACUGGACAGGGGCAUAUGAAAUGUGCCGGAUCAUGAAAGCGCAGCUUGUCGAGAUUCAUAGUUCCAUUGAAAACGACUUCCUGCAUGAGCAGACGAAAUCUUCAGGCAAAAAUCAUUGGAUUUCUCUAAGUGAUGUAAGUGAAGAAGGUAGUUGGACCUGGAUGACAAGUUUAACCACUGUCGGUGACUAUAUGAACUGGUAUCCUAACGAACCAAGCACGACUAAUUCUCUCAAUGAGCCCGAAAACUGCGCUGUUCUAUAUACAUCAGGACAAUGGAAUGAUGCUGUGUGCUCGGAACAGAACUACUAUAUAUGCGAAAUCAUAAAAGACGAGGGUCAAAUCAUUGGGUAAAGGAACCUCACAACAGGAACAUAAACAAUAAUUCAUAUUAUUACCUGUAAAUUCGAACGAAAAUAAAUAUAAGUAUAUUUA